AUGGGCAUGCUAGGGACAGUCCAAACAGGACAUGACAUUCCGAUGGGAGGUGUGAGAGGGAGUGGGCACAAGGUGGAAGUAGAAUCUUCUGUCGACCACCCUUAUUUUGUCUAUGGGCAAGGAUGGGCUUCAUGUAGACCGGAACAGACGAUGGUCACUUAUGGUCUUAAAUGUCAUCUUCUUCAGGUAGGAGAUGUAUGCAUAUCACUAUCUCCACGCCCUCCAGGUAGUGACAGAAAGAGAAGAUGGUCUGCACCAGACCAACUUCCUGACCCAGAACAACCAGCAGAUCUCCAUAAACCAAGAACCCAAGCCGCAUCACCCUAGCAGCUCUGUUAAUUAAGAAAGCAUGAUUGUUACAUCUGAUAUACAUUUAUUUACCUCAAUUUUAAAAGACUCCAUUCAAUAAAUAUAUUUAAAUAUUUAUUGUAAUUUUGUACACACAUAAAUUAAUUAUUUACAUUUGUAUAUUCUACUACAAUUCUAAGAUCACAGUUUAAUAAAACUUUUUAUGUAUCGAAACUGUAAGGUGCUGUUUCGAAACAGCUAAAAUCAUUAAAUGUGAUAUAAAAGCUAUCAGUUACAACUACCUCUUCAUGAAUCCUGAUUUAAAAGUUUUGUAUAUAAUUAUAUUAUUGAACCAUUCCAAUUGGUUAUUGUCCUCUCCAAAUUAAAAAUAUAUUUAAAGUUUAUGUAUGCAUUUAUAAUAAAACUGUUUAAAUCAUUGUUAGCUUAGAAUAGAUGUAACAUUUUGCUUUUUACAUUGGGUAUUUAUUACCACACAGAGAAUUAGGACUUGAAACAUCAGAAAUGUUUCAAGCUAAUGUAAAGUUGUAAUCUAGAUUUCUGUAACCAUAUUCAUAUAUGAAAUUAAAAGUUGUUGAUUGUCUUGUCAUAUAAGCUCAAAUGGUGUGCUAUUGUUUAGUGUUAAGUGUUUCAGCCAUGUUUAUUUUAAGAUUUAUACAAAAGUAAAUAUCUUAUUUUGUUCUUUAAUUGAAUUGACUCACUGUGUAAAUACACAAUUAUUUCUAUUGUCGACACCGACAAAUGCAUCUCUCCACUCAGCUUUCUUAAAUUACAAAUUAUUAAUUUGUUCUCAUAUUGUUUGAAAAUCUCAAAUUUGCAAUGUCAAUCUGUAAAAAUAUACUAUAAUUUAUAAAUAAAUGAAAAAUCGAUUCUUUUUUUGAAAAGAAAAGAUUUUCAGUUAUCAAAUAUUUCAAGAAAGUUGAACAAUAGUUUCAGAUUUGUUCAGUGAUGAAUAGUUUAUUAAAACAAAAAUUAGAUAAAUGAUCUCAUAAAAUCAAUUAUGUGAGAAAAAAUAAUUGCCAUAAUAUACCAAAUAGAAAAAAUGGAAAAAAUUAGUGGAUGGUUAGAAUGAAAUGAUACCCCUUGAUUAACAACUCGUAAUUAUGAAUGUAUUCGCAAAGUGGACAAGUACUUCCACUUUAAUACUAGAUUGUGAGGAGUGUUUGAUAUUUAUGUUUAAAAUUUUAUACAUAAAAUUUUAUUGACUGUUUUUUAAGAGAUCUCUUUUAGUGAAGUUGACUGGUGUGUUGUCUUUUUUAAUUUUUUUUUUGUACUGUAUUUUUCAUACACUGGGAAAAUUGUGUUAAAAUUAAUAUUUGUCUAAUAUAACAUUAACAUAAUAAUUAAUAAAAAAAAAAUGUUUAUUUUAUCAUGUAAUAAACAGAACAAUCAUUAGUGGAAAAUAGUUGUGAUAAAAAUUAUCAAGAUUUUUUUUGGUGGGAAGGAGGGAGGAGAAGAUGAAAUAUUUAAAUACCUCCCGAAAUCAGUGAUAAAUCUUUUUAAAAAUAUAUUCUAUUAUGCGCUCUUAUAUUUAGCAAAGUCAUAGUUUUGUUGAUAUGUAAAUAAAGGACAUUCCUUAGCUUGCAGGAAUUAUUCAAUUUAUUUUAAAAUAUGUGUUGAAUCCUUCUAUUCUGACAGUGUUUAAUGGAUAUUGCAAAAUUAAAAUCAUUAGUUACAAUGUAGUAUUCAAUAUUAACUAUUGAUUCUAGAAAUUGUGAAAUUCUUGAGAGAAAAAGUAAUAAUAAACUGCUAUAUGAAUAUAAUGAGAUUUUAAUUUAAUAGCACAGAAAACACCAAUUUGAAAUGAGUAUUUUACUAGAUUUUCUAUAAAACUGUCAGUUUUAGAACAAAAAAAUCCUCUUUUAAAGUUGUUGUUCAAAUAAUCUAAGAAGGAAAAAACUAUUUGAUUCCACCAAACAUUUUGGAAUGUCCUACCUACAUUACUAUUUGCCUCGAUAGGUUAAUGUUAAUUUUAGUUUCUAUUUUAUUUAAUUAUUUUACAUGUUAAAGUUUCAAAAACUGUGAAUGAAAAAAAAAAUCAUUAGUUAAUCUUAGUUACUGCUAAGAUUCACAUUGUAAAAAUUGUAAAUAAAUGUUGAAUGAUAUACUCCUAAAAGAUAGCUGAAAAUUUAUCUUCAUAAAUAUGUUUUAAUUUUAAUGUAUCUAUUUCUAUUUUAUAAUAUUAUUUUGUAAUGACUUUUGUACAUUUCGAAGACCUAUUUACAAUUUCUCUCAUUGUUUUAAUGGAACACUUCUGUCUUUCAUACUACUUUGUUCGAGUGGUUAUUAUCUUUUUCAUGUAUUUUAUUAAUAUUUUUUGGGUAUUUGUGCAAUCUAUUAAAGAGUUUGUAUUAUUCCUUUUACUAAGAUAUAUAUUUAUCUUUGUAUUUAUAUUUUAUAAUGAGAUGUGCCUAUGCUAAUGGAGUUAUGACUUAUUUCAAAAGAAUGAAUGUUAAGAUUAAGUGUUAGAUUUAUAUUCCGAAGAUGUCUUCAAAAUGAAUCAUGAUAUGAAAUAAACAUAAUUUCAUUUGUAUAGAAUGAAAUUAAAAUGAUAUAUUAUUGUAAUAGAGCAUAUUUUUAUGGCCAAUGUUAAUGUAAAUAUUUAUAUAAGAAUCUUUUUACUAAAUUAAAACCUAAUCUCUUCUCUAAUGUAUUAUAUGUAUGUAAUUUCACAAAAUUCUUGGUAAUGAUGAUGAAAUGAGUGAUUAAUGAAAUUAAAACAUUAACUAAUUAGUUUAAAUAUUAUGCUCAUUAUUUUAUAGCACUUACACUGUUGUCCUUAAUAAAUUACUGAAAAUUCUCUGAUAAAAAUAUUGAAGUAAUAAUUAAGUUUAUAUGAACAUUGUAGGUAUCCAUCAUUAAUGACAGUGCUUAAUAAUUUUACGUUUUUGUUGUGAUAGAGAACUCUCUUGGUACUUUUAAUACUUAUUCUGAAUAUUUUAAAAAUAACAUGAUUCAAAAAAGUCCAGGGAACAAUAUUGUUAUAACAUUAAUAUAAUUACAUGUCAUAGGAUCUUUAUUUUUUAAAAUACUUGUUUACAAAUUAUACAUUUUAUUAUUUCUUUUUUUUUUAAGCUUACUAAAUAAAAUUAUUUCAGUAGAAAUGACUAAAAUAAAUGCAAUUAAAGGAUAUGAAAUCUUGAAAUCUCUGUCACCAAGAAGGUUCAAGAUCAUGACAAUCCCAAUGUAAAUUAAAAUGUAUUAAAAAAUAUUUUGCCAUGAUACCUUUUAUGAUGUAUAGUGUAUAUCUUGCUUUCCCUUCAGUGCAGGAAAAUAUAGAUUAUAUUGAAUUGUGCCAGGAUUGGUCACCAUUCUUAUUUAUUAAUUAAAAUAUUUCUAAAUAUUACAUUUUGGAAGUAAGAGUGUGUUAAUACACACCAACAAUAUUAUAUAUAUAUAUAUAUAUAUAUAUAUAUAUAUAUAUAUAUAUAUAUAUAUAUAUAUAGAGAGAGAGAGAGAGAGAGAGAGAGAGAGAGAGAGAGAUUAUUAAAUACUUAGCAUUUUCUUUAUUGGUUAUGGUCUCUCUUGAUUCAAGCUGGCUGUGAUUUCACUGCAUAAUCGUUGUUAAUUCUUUAACACAUUUUAGCUGUCUUAAAAAAAUAUGAAAAGUGAAACAAAUAUUAAAUAUUUAACUAAUAAUAUAAUAUCUAAAACAUAAAUAAAUACUGUUUGAAAAUUGAAGAAGAUUAGCUUUAAUAUUUUAAAACCAUAACCGAUGUCUCAAUCCUGGUACAAUUUUUUAUUGUUACAAAUAAGUGCCUUCUUAUUCUUUUAAUGGAAAAUAGACUGAGGGUAGGGUGCCAUAUUUGUGUGCUAUUGCCCUAUGUUAUGAAGGAUUGUAUGUAUAAAAUUAAAUAAAUAAAGACAUUGUGUUU
Molecule: messenger RNA, 4181 nt
Organism: Nezara viridula (southern green stink bug)
Lineage: Eukaryota; Metazoa; Arthropoda; Insecta; Hemiptera; Pentatomidae
Source: the annotation of a GenBank genome assembly